This is a messenger RNA of Dermacentor andersoni, 5997 nucleotides long. RefSeq names its product ATP-dependent chromatin assembly factor large subunit (gene Acf). Gene Ontology annotation, cellular component: CHRAC; nuclear chromosome. Gene Ontology annotation, biological process: regulation of DNA-templated transcription; chromatin remodeling; regulation of heterochromatin formation. NCBI's taxonomy places the organism in Eukaryota, Metazoa, Arthropoda, Arachnida, Ixodida, Ixodidae. The record is from RefSeq and is a predicted model, not a curated record. Gene Ontology annotation, molecular function: DNA binding; protein binding.
CUGGCUGGACUAGUGGGCCAAGGUCCCUUUUCAAUCAUUACAAGUAUCAGAGCCGUUUCGUGGCGAAUAGCCAAAUUGGUCAUGCCACGGGCAUUCUAGCGAGUAGAAAUCUGCAGUUCGGGAAACGCUCAUGAACUACAGUGUACUAGUUUAUUAUUUCCUAGCUAUUUGUCAACCGGUUGGCUCCGUUAAUGCCUUCAACGAAAAGGAAUGCGAGUGAAUGGAGUUUUCGUCGGGCCAGCUGGCCGCUGUAUUUUACCUGACUUAAGGCAGUAUUCACGUACAGCCGUAUUCCAGCCACGGCGAUCGUAAAACACCGCUUCUUUUUUUCUUUUUUUGCGAACAAAGUAAGAAAGUGAGGCAACAAAAAAGCCACUUUUUAAAAUAGCGCUGUUGGUCGUGCCGUUCGUGCUCGACCGCUUGUGGCAACGGUGCGAGACAUCCGUCAGCGGAGAAUAUUUCGUUCUGUAGCCUGCGGCAACUGCGUCGCAGCCAGCCGUUCACUUUUUCAUGGUCGAUGGAAAAGCCUUUGAGGUUGAAAAGAGAAAUAAAACAAACAGUUUGGACAGGCACGCCAUCUUGCAUAUCUGCCGCAGGAGGCGCAGUAAAACAAACAAACAAAAAAAAAAGAAAUCCUUGGUCGUCUGCGUUGCGCGGGUUCCCGCGCAACGGGAGAUCACGUGGUACUUCCGGUCCCAGGAGCGCGCGGGUUUUCUGCGUCGCGUCCAGACGGCGGGAAAAAAAUGUCCGGCUAGUCGCGAAGUCGGUGCUGCUUUUCGGACAUUUGAAGAUUCGUGGGUGGUGUAAUUUCGCCAGAUAUUCGCCUACCGCACAAACGCGCUUGUCGACGGACAGACAUGGCGCUCGAGAGGCGCAAGCAGAGCCCGAAGCUGAAGCAGACGGCGAAGUCGUGCAGCAAGAUAACCGACUUCUGGAAAACGUGCACUGUUGCAGCCGUGGUGUCGCCCCCAUCUAAGGCAAAGUCACCAGCCAAAGUCAUACCUGGUUCUCCUGCACCCAGCACCCCUGCGUCGCCGCUAAAGAAGGCUAGUGGUCAGUCCGUGCCUUCCGACAAGGUCAAGUACCAGGUCAUCGACCCUGAGGGCAAGGUUCACACUGUCCCACCAACUGACGUCUGCCGGAAAAAGAACUCCUUCACGAGAGAGAAGAAUCGCAUCUUCCUACGUCAGGCCACAGAGCUCGACAAAGAUGGAUUUUUGCGGGUUAAGGAGAAGACCCAGAAGAAGUAUGGUCUGCAUCAGCUCACGUUUGCCGACAUCUUCACGGGCUCCUCCCCAACAUUCACAGUGUCUCCCAAGAACAGGCCCUCAGCAGGGGCAGCCACACCUGGCUCGCCCGAUGGCAAGGUCAGCAAGCCCCGGAAGUUGAAGCAGACCAGUAGCCCCAAAAAAGAGGGAGCUGUUCCAGCGACUACUAAUGGCAAGAAAGAGCUUGCUGAGAAGCCAAAUGGCAUUGCUUCCGCCAGUGUGGAUCAUCCGUCAGCUGAAGAACUGGCCAAAGCAGCAGCCGAAGCCAAGGCAGCAAAGGAUCGGGAGUUUGAAGAGCUUUUGAAGCUGAAGAUUGCUCAGAAGGAAGCCCGGCAAAAGAAAAAGAUAGAGGAGCGGCGCCUACACGCUCAGUUCCUGACAGAGUGGAACCGUCCCCGUGAUGACCUGGAGUGCGACGACCUGCGGGAGCUGCCAUCCUUUGUGCCACUGCACUGCGCCAUUCCCCCCAAGCACUUUGGGGACUUCAUGGUUGUCCUCGAGUUCCUCAGCUUGUUCGCCCAGCAGCUGGACCUCAAGGACUUCUUCCCAGCGGGCGUCAGCUUUGAUCUGCUGGAGCGUGCUUUGACGGAGACAGAUGUCCUGGGCUCACUCAGCGACAUCUUCCAGUUGCUGCUCACGGCAGUGUUCCGCACACAGGAGGAAGAGAUGGAGCCUUCCAAGGGCAGACAUCCGCAAGGGGAACAGAGUUCGGAUGACGAACCUGAGGAGGAAGAGACGGACAGGGGCCGUGGCGCCCUGCAGGCCAUUCGCAAGGCACAGCGAGCUGCGACAACUGUGUCCCUGAAACAGCAGCAAGUGCUCGGUUUGAAGCUGAGCAAGGUAACGGUGGAUGCAUUGUCGCUGAGCGAGGUUCUCCGGCUACACUUGGCUUCAAGCGGAUCCCUGGAUGUCGGGCGGAAAGUGUUCAGUGGCUGGUACUCCCAAGAAGAGGAUCCUGGGCUGUGGUUCACCACUGAGGAGCCUGAGAUCAUGGCUCGCCUUAGUCAAGGAAGCAUUCACGACUUGGAGAUUGGUGACAAGGUGAAACUGCUGCGAGUGUUGGUGGACCAGCUCCUGUCGAUGGAGUCCUUCCGGGGCGUCAUUGAAGAGAACCUCAUGAAGCUAAAGCAGCUCAAACAGGACUUGCGCCAGAUCCGGCUGUCAGCCAAGCAGCAGGAGGAGCCCAAGAAAAAGAGGAACCAGAAGGAAGGUACAACUGAAGGAAAGAAGGAGGAAGCAGAAGGGGCCGAUGAGGAUGCUGAUGACAAGGCAGCGACAGACAAGACGUCAGACAAACCAUCAGAGAAGACCGAGCAAAAUGGCAAGGUCAAUGGCAUCAUUCCCGAGGCCCUCAAAACCCCGCAACAACGCAAGGAAGAACAGCGCCGGAGGGAAGAGCUUGAGCGGAAGGAGCAGGCCCUGCGGAAGCAGGUUGAGCAGCUUCAGUCCUUCUGGUCCCUGCAGCCGCUGGGUGAGGACCGCUGCCACCGACGCUACUGGCAGUUCAAUGCACUGCCAGGCCUGUUCGUUGAAGACAACGACCCGCACAGAGGAGCCUGCAUACCUGGCGGCACUCCGCUAGUCCGUUGCGAGCUCCCAAAGCACCCUUCGGUGACCUUCAUGGAGGCGUUUCUCCUGCACAACAACCGCAAGCGUGGCGACAGCGGGGACAGUGCGGCACUCAGCGACAAGGAAAACAAGGAAGCCGCUGCCGAGCGGAAGGCCCUGCAUGCAGAAGGCAAGGCACAGAAGCUCCUGUGCGACUCAAACCCAAGGGUGGCAGCGGGAGCAGGCAGGCGUUCGUCGGUCGAGACGCCGGCCGUCAUGAUGAAUGGCCUGCUUGACCCGAAGCGGGAACUGAGUGUGGUGUUGGACAAGGUGGACAGUGUUGUUAGUGACAUGGCGCCAGUGCAACCGGUGAACAGUACACAUCCCUAUGGGACGUGCUCGGGUAAUGCAGUGACGUGUACAGUGCAUGGUGAAGUGGCUAGGAGCGCAAUGCCCCGCUGGUGGUUUUGCCGGAACAAGGAGGAGCUCACUGCCCUUAUCGGUGCACUCAACCCUCGUGGUUUCCGGGAGAGCAAGCUCAGGGCUGUCCUCAAGAGGGAUCAGGCUGACCUGGAGUCAGUUGUGGCCAAGUGUCCCGGCCGUAAGCUCAAUCCAGAGGUGGUGUGGCCCGAGGAGGAUGAAGGGGAGGCUGAAGUGCGCAAGUCCUCGCGUCUCCAGUCGGGGCCCAAGCCAUCGGCUAUGGCUGGCUACCCGUCCCGGCUGGCUCAGGUGUAUGGAUUCCGAGAAGCCCUGCUUGACCUGGAAGAGAAGCUGUACACUGGCAGCCUUGGCAUCAUCAAGGUUGAUCGAGUCUCAUGGAGAGAAAAGCUGGAUGUUCUCUUGGCAACAGUUGAGGCAACAGACAAGGACCAAACGGAACUUGUAAAAAUUGCAUCCACUUUGGACUACGAGUCUGAAGUGCGUGUCCUAUCACAAGCGCUGCUUGACGUCUCAAUGGGCAUCGAGGCAAGGUUUCUUCAGCCACCUCUGGGAGAGUCUGAAGAACAGCGGAAAAAACGGAAAGCCGCGGAGCUUGCCCGGAAACAGAAAAAGGAAGACGGAGAGGACGUGCCUGACGAGCCACCGAGCAAGCCAUCGUUACUGGAGAACUGGCGGGAGUCGGUGAGCGGGUGCACAUCAGUGGCCCAGUUGUUUCUGCACCUGUCAUCGCUGGAGCGCAGUGUGGCAUGGGACCGGUCGGUGCUCAAGGCCUACUGCCGCAUCUGCCGGCGGCGGAGGGACCCGGAACGCAUGCUGCUCUGCGACGGCUGCGACCGCGGACACCACCUCUACUGCCUCAAGCCUCCACUUGAGGUGAUUCCCAAGGGCGACUGGUACUGCAUUGCCUGUCGCCCCAAGGAGAAGCCGGCCUCCCCUGCCAAGCGCAAGUACAUUGAGGAAGAAGAGGACGACGACCAGGACGAGGAAGACGAUGAGGAAGAAGAUGAGGAUGAGGAAGAAGAGGCCAAUGCCGCUGAGAAUGAGAGCGAAGCUGAAUCCUCGUCUGAUGGCAACGAUGAUUCGUGCGACGCUUGCGGCAAGGGCGGCACACUUAUCUGCUGCGAUUCCUGCCCGCUGGCCUACCACCUAGAAUGCACACGACCGCCAUUGCGCAGGCUACCACGGGGAACGUGGAACUGCCACAAGUGCACGGUCGCAAAACAGCGUUCAUCUGGAGGAGCAAGGGGAAAGGGCACCAGAACGCGGUCACAAAGUGCUGCUGCAGAAUCGAAGCGCUACAUUGAGAGGCGGCAGCAAAAGGAACAGAGCAAAAAGCAGCCCCAGUCUUCUGCACCUUCUGACCCAUACCGUCCGCCCCGAAUAAGCUUUAAACGCUCCAGGGUCAGCUGGGAGGAUUCGUCUUCUGUCAGCGAGGAAGGUGUUACAUCACGGGCUUCAUCACGGCGCUCCAGCCAAGAUCUCCCACUUGAUUUCAAAGCCUGUGAUGAGAUUCUACAGUCACUUGUCCAUGACCACAAUUCGUGGCCUUUCCACUGUGCAGUCAGCCGUCGGGAUGUUCCUGACUACUAUGAUGUCAUCCGGCGGCCCAUGGACCUGGGCAAGAUUCGGGGCAAACUGAGUGGCAUGGAGUACCGCACCACCAAGGAGUUUGUGGCCGACAUCUACCUCAUCUUCCAGAACUGCAGCGUGUACAACAGGCCCGGAUCGCUGGAGCACUCAUCUGGUGUCUCCCUUCUGGGCACCUUCGAGCGUCUCCUGUCGCACCACGGGCUCGGAGAGUUUCCACAUGCUCCGUGCUUCGAGGAUGAAGCAACUGGCAGCAAGCGGACGUCCAAGCGAGUGUCCAAGAGGCAUUGCUGCGACAGCGACAGUGAAGACCACGGUACGGUAAAGCGUGCGCUGGCGAGCCCUACCAAGGACGCUGCCACAUCGUCGUGGUCGACCAGGAGCAAUGGCAAGCGCCGUACACACUGACUCGAGUGCUUGCAUCGUUUCCCGUCUCCUUGAAGACAUCAUCCCUCCCUGCCACUUCCUCACUUCAGUUCGCACAUUACCAUCAUGUACAGUGUCCCUUGCCUCUUCUUUUUUUUUUCUUCCCUUUUUAAUUAGAAAAAGAAAAUGAAAUUUUUCCAUCUUUGAUAGGGGCGCGAAAGCCAUCUAGAGCUGCCAUUGGCUCCCACGGAUGUUUUGAGAAAAUUUUCGCUGCAUUUUGUCUGGAGUGAGAUUGACGAUACUUAAAAAAAUGGUACGGACGUGGGUACAGAAGGCUCCCAAGGCCCCAAAAGAUGUUCAGCACUGACCAUCUACUGGUAUUGGUGAACGGUGUGUUGUGCCGCAUCUGCCUGUCGGUGCCGAACUGUUGCUGACCCCUUCUCUCCGGUGAUUUGAAAGCAUGCGUGUGGACCGGCUCGACCUUUCUUCUUUUCUGCUCCGUAAAAUGGCUCACAGGAAGUGCAACUUGCAUUAGUUGGGUAUCAUUGCUUCUAGGAGAUGCCCAAUAGUAAUGCCUUGUGCACAAGUUCUGUGCAUUGUCUUCGAAGAUUCUUGAGACUACCGCACACGCACACCAUGGCCCACGUGCUCCCGACUGCACAGUAUGUGCUAGUUUCCCCGACUCUGCAGGCCUGGAGGCAACAAUGACGACUAGCUGUUGCUGUGUACACUUUCCGCUGCCACAAGUAGCAAAAUAAAAGCAUUGUUUGUGCAAGACUGAAGCUGA